This is a messenger RNA of Penicillium brevicompactum, 3291 nucleotides long. RefSeq lists its product as uncharacterized. Gene Ontology annotation, biological process: regulation of DNA-templated transcription. Lineage: Eukaryota; Fungi; Ascomycota; Eurotiomycetes; Eurotiales; Aspergillaceae. The transcript has 4 exons. The record is from RefSeq and is a predicted model, not a curated record. Gene Ontology annotation, molecular function: histone acetyltransferase activity. Bases 1 to 3291 code for a protein of 1096 amino acids.
AUGGCGGCGACAGUGCCGCCAGCAAACGAUGAACCGGGCAAACUCGACCCACCCCUAGACACGGCCGACAGUGAUCUUGAUGCGGAGGGAGAGGAGGAAACCGACUUGUAUGAAAUGGAUCAACAACUGCAGAAUGCUGUUCACCGGGCGUAUACCGGCGAAACAGACGGAUAUGGCGUGGACGAUGGCGUGAAUGGGAACGGCACGCGCACCCGUGUCUUGAAUGGAGAAAACGGCGGCGGUGGCGACGGCGACGACACGGAGCCUGUUGGAGCGGUCAAGCUCCCUGAUGGAGAGGCGGCCUCGGACGAAGAAUAUGCGGAGUCUGAUGCGGGCAAUGCCGACCCGGCGUUCGAGGGGAACGACCGUGAUGCAUCAGAUGCUGAAUCAACGGACCACGAGUCGGAAGCUGAAGAUUGGGAGGCGGAGAGCAACGAUCGUGAGGAAGUUGAGGCUGAUAUCAGGAGUCGUGCAAACUGCUUAUUUUGUACACAAGAUGAAGAGCAUGACCCAAGUGAAGACUUCGAGGAAUGGCUCACCUGUCUUGUUUGCGGCGACCACUCCCAUCGACAAUGUGCUCGUGAACAAGAUGCGUUUGACGACUCUGAAGGGCCUUGGAGAUGCCUUAGCUGUGUCAGUAACAACCUUCAGCCCGACCCCGUAGAGAACAUCGCAGACACCAAGACCGGAGUUCCAUCACUUCCGAAAGAACUUUUACCUGCACACACUGGCACGCGUGACAAAGACUUCCAUACCAUAUUCGACACAGGCGUCAAUGACGAAAUGCUCAACAGUUCACGAUCACUUCGAAAGCGGAAGGCUUCCUCCAUUGAGGCCGAAGAGCAUGUACCCAUCCUCCGCAAGCGACUCCGAACCUCCUUCCACUCUGGGCUCCCGGAUUUAAGCGACGCCGCUCUCGAAGGUGGGGAGGCAAAUUCCCCUCGUGACGCUCUCUCACCUGCUCGCACACGCUCGAUACGCGUCCGACGCACUCGAACUGCUGACCGUGAGCACUGUCGUGUGGUGACACAGCAGCACGGGAAGCUAAUCAUUGGCUUCCGGCUCGAUGAAAACAAAAUGUCCGAUAUCACAGGUGCUCAGAUUCGUCCCCAGCGCAAAAAGAAGAAAGCGCCAAAGCCCCCUCCGGUCGCGCAAGAACCCCAGGCACAUUUCGUUGCUCUUCCUCCCGUGUCCUACAACUCCAUCACUCUCUUCGACCGCGAGACCGAUGACGCCAAGUCCAAACCAUAUGGAGGUAUUCUGUCCGAAACUGAACAAGACACUUCCAAGACACUUCCCACCCAAUUUGACCGUGAUCGCUUCGAGCAGGCCCGGCUGAAGGCUGAAGAAGAAUGGCAGCAGAAAGUCAGAGAAUCAGAACUCAGCGGCGAAGCUACCUCACACUCAUCACAAAAGGUCUCAGGGCCACCCUCGAAGAUCAAAUCCAUCAACUUCGGCGGCUACGAAAUCGAAACCUGGUAUGCGGCACCUUACCCGGAGGAAUACAGCCGCAACCGAGUUCUGUACAUCUGCGAGUUCUGUCUCAAGUAUAUGAAUUCGGAUUAUGUCGCUUGGCGCCACAAGCUCAAGUGCCCUGCGAAGCAUCCACCCGGAGACGAAAUCUACCGCGACAAAUCAAUUUCAAUCUUUGAGGUCGAUGGACGCAAGAAUCCGGUUUACUGUCAAAAUCUCUGUCUCCUCGCCAAACUUUUCCUCGGCUCUAAAACCCUUUACUACGAUGUCGAGCCCUUCCUCUUCUAUGUCAUGACCGAAUUCGACGACCUGGGCUGCCAUUUCGUCGGGUAUUUCAGCAAAGAGAAACGUCCAAGCUCAGCGAACAACGUCUCAUGCAUUCUCACUCUUCCCAUUCAUCAACGAAAGGGCUACGGCAACCUCCUUAUCGACUUCUCAUACCUCCUCACUCGCAUCGAAGGCAAAAACGGCUCACCCGAAAAGCCACUUUCUGACAUGGGUCUAGUGUCAUAUCGAAACUACUGGCGGCUGAUCCUAUCCUAUCAACUGCGUGAUCUGACUGGCGUCAUCAGUAUCGCUGAUCUUUCUGAUCGCACUGGAAUGACGGCAGAUGAUGUUGUCUCUGCCCUCGAGGGGCUUCGAGCUUUGGUUCGGGAUCCCAUCACCAAGACCUACGCCAUUCGUCUCGAUCACAAGUACUAUGACGAGGUAAUCAGUGGCUGGGAAAGCAAGGGCUAUGUUCAGCUCAACCCAGAUGCACUCCUUUGGACGCCAUACAUCAUGGGCCGCAGCAAUCAGACCCACUUCGAUCGUGCUCCUUUACACACUGUCGCACCUCGAGACGAUCCGGACGAUGAAGACGGGGAGCUAGGAGAAAAGGCGAGUUCGGAUGAGGGUGAUGCACUGUUGCCGAAUGGGAUGAGUACAGACACUUUCGCGGAUUCCGCCGGUCCACCUUCCACUGCAGCCUUCAAUCUGAAUGAUUCCCAACACUCUACGACAGGGAACUCUGAAUCCCCCGCUGUACCAAACCCUGCAGCAGGAAUACCCCCCUCUCGGUUCGAACUUUGGCCCCCUGUACCUGCCGCGGCACCCGCCAAGCGCAAGCCCGGUCGUCCAUCCGGCAGCUUCAAACUCAACAACACCUCAAUGACCCCGACUUCCACCCGCAACGGGGGCCGUGGGACCCCUCGACGGCCCUCCACCCUCGCCAUGCUCACACCCGGUGGUAGCGUUCGUCGUGGACGCAGCUCUAUCCUCACAGAAUCACCUGCAGCUGAGGCAACACCCACCCAAACCAAUGGAGUUGAAUCAAAUCAAGAUGAAGUUGUAGAGGAAGAGGCUGCGGUUGAUGAAAAUUCUGAAGAUGUCAACCCAGCUUUUGAUGAAACUCCGGCCAUAAACGGGAAAGAGCAAGAGCCAGCGAACGGCGACAUUGCUCCCGACGACCCAGUCCAGACCAACGGCGUCGAGGUUGCCGAGGAUGAGACGAGGUCUCCCAAGGCCAAGGGAUCACCCAAGACCCCCGAGAAAAAGAUCAAAGUGGCUUCGCGGUCCCCAGACACAGCCCUUUCCCGCCGAACUAACGACAACGCGAGAACUCCACGGUCGGUCAAUCGCAAGGCUUUAGUCGAAAAAGUUCAAGUCGUCAUCCCCGUCGAACCAGGCUCCACCUCCAAGUCCCCGAGCAACGGGGGCAAGAAAGCCCAUGUCGCCAAUGGUAUUGAUGCGGAUGCGGACGCCGACGCCGAUGCUGACGCCGACGCCGAAUUUGAUGCCGACUAUGAAGUGGACGGGGAUGUCGUGAUGCAGACAUGA